This is a messenger RNA of Auxenochlorella protothecoides, 4413 nucleotides long. Its product is annotated as Ferredoxin-dependent glutamate synthase, chloroplastic. Lineage: Eukaryota; Viridiplantae; Chlorophyta; Trebouxiophyceae; Chlorellales; Chlorellaceae. The record is from RefSeq and is a predicted model, not a curated record. The transcript has 9 exons. Bases 1 to 4413 code for a protein of 1470 amino acids. Gene Ontology annotation, molecular function: glutamate synthase (NADH) activity. Gene Ontology annotation, biological process: ammonia assimilation cycle.
AUGCCCAGUCCCCUCCAGGCCGUACCGGUGCUGGGGCCCGGCCCGGCCCCCGACACCGAGCCCUACGUCGGCGUGGCGGUGGACAACGAGGACCUGCUGCGGGAGAAGGAUGCAUGUGGCGUCGGAUUCAUCGCCAACCUGAAGGCUGAGCGCACCCAUGACAUCGUCACCAAGGCCCUCAUGGCCCUCGGCUGCAUGGAGCACCGCGGCGCCUGCUCCUCAGACAACGUCUCCGGCGACGGCGCGGGGCUGAUGCUGGAGAUCCCCUGGGACCUGCUGGCCGAGGAGGUCCCCGGCACGGCCCAGGGCUCCACGGGGGUGGGCAUGGUCUUCUUGCCCGACGAUGAGGCCGCGGCGGGCACCGCGCGUGGCAUCGUGGCGGCCGUGGCCGAGGCGGAGGGCUUUGACCUGCUGGGCUGGCGCGACGUGCCCGUGGACGUGGCCGCGGUGGGCGAGGUGGCGCGCGCCACCAUGCCCCGUAUCGCGCAGGUGGUGCUGCGGUCGCGCGCCGGCCUGGCCGGCGACGACCUGGAGCGCGAGCUCUUCAUCGUGCGCAAGCUGAUCGAGCGGCGCAGCGAGCGCGAGCUGGGGCCGGAGCUCGCGCCCGGCUUCUACUUCUGCUCCCUGUCCUGCCGCACCAUCGUGUACAAGGGCAUGCUGAACUCGGGCGCGGUGGCGCGCUUCUUCCGCGACCUCACUGACCCGCGCUACGUCACGUGCUUUGCGGUGUAUCACCGCCGCUACUCGACCAACACGACGCCGCGCUGGCCGCUGGCGCAGCCCAUGCGCCUGCUGGGGCACAAUGGCGAGAUCAACACGCUGCAGGGCAACCUGAACUGGGUGGCCUCGCGCCAGGGCGCGCUCCGCGCCGAGGCUUGGGGCGGGCGCGAGCGCGAGCUGCUCCCGCUCUGCGACGCGCGCGAGUCGGACUCGGCCAACCUGGACCACCUGGCCGAGCUGCUGGUGCGGUCGGGGACGGACGCGCGCGAGGCGCUGAUGGUGCUGGUGCCCGAAGCCUAUCGCAACCACCCCGACCUGGCCGCCGAAUACGCGGCGGUGGCCGACUUUUACCGCUAUUACGAGGGCCUGCAGGAGGGCUGGGACGGCCCCGCCCUCCUCGUCUUCACCGACGGGAAGAAGGUCGGCGCGCGCCUGGACCGCAACGGCCUGCGCCCCGCCCGCUUCUGGCGCACCGCCGACGGGGUGGUCUACGUGGCCAGCGAGGUCGGCGUGCUGGGCGACGUCUUCUCCUCCGCGCCCAACAUCGUGGCCAAGGGGCGGCUGGGCCCGGGCCAGAUGCUGUGCGCCGACCUGGAGACGGGCGAGUUCCAGGGGCACGUGGACAUCGCCAGGGACGUGGCCUCGCGCCACCCCUACGCCGACUGGCUAGCGGCGUGCACGCACCGCCUGGCGGACAUCGUGCCGCCCCGCACGGUGCUGGAGGGCCCCGCCAUGGCGGCGGGGGACGCGCUGCGCCUGAUGGCGGCCUCGGGGUACGGGCUGGAGGACACGGCGAUGGUGAUCGAGGGCAUGGCGGGGUCGGGCGCGGAGCCGACCUACUGCAUGGGCGACGACGUGCCGCUGCCGGCGCUGGCGCGCUCGCCCCACCUGCUCUACGACUACUUCAAGCAGCGCUUCGCGCAGGUGACCAACCCGCCCAUCGACCCGCUGCGCGAGGGACUGGUGAUGAGCCUGGAGAUGCGGCUGGGGCGGCGCGGGAACCUGCUCAGCCCCGGCCCCGACUCCUACCAGCAAACCAGCCUGGUGGUGGAGACGGCGGGGUGCGUGUCCACGCACCACCUGGCCGCGCUGGUGGGCUACGGCGCGCACGCGGUGGUGCCCUACCUGGCCUUCGAGGCGGCGCGGCAGUGGCGCGCCUCGCCGCGCACGGAGAACCUGGUGCGCGCGGGGAAGCUGCCGGACGUGAGCAUGGCGGCGGCGCAGCGCAACUACAAGAAGGCGCUGGAGAAGGGGCUGAUGAAGAUCCUGUCCAAGAUGGGCAUCAGCCUGCUGUCCUGCUACCACGGCGCCCAGAUCUUCGAGGCCUACGGCCUGGGGCGGGAGGUGAUAGACGCGGCCUUCGUGGGCACGGUGUCGCGCAUCGGGGGCCUGACCCUGGACGACGUCCAGCGCGAGACGGAGGCCUUCUGGGCCAAGGGCUUCCCGGAGAAGAAGCUGACCAAGCUGGAGGACUACGGCUACAUCCAGGCCCGGCCCAAGGGCGAGCACCACGCCAACAACCAGGCCAUGAGCAAGCUGCUGCACAAGGCCAUCGGCCUGGGCGGGCACGGCCCCGCGGGGGCGGGCGCCUACGAGGCCUACCUCCAGCACUUCCGCGCCGCGCCGGUCACCGUCCUGCGCGACCUGCUGGAGCUGCACACCGGGGCGGCGGCCGUGGACGUGGAGGAGGUGGAGUCCGUGGCCGACAUCGUGGCGCGGUUCUGCACGGGGGGGAUGAGCCUGGGCGCCAUCAGCCGCGAGACGCACGAGACCAUCGCCAUCGCCAUGAACCGGCUGGGCGGGAAGAGCAACUCGGGCGAGGGCGGGGAGGACCCCGUGCGCUGGCUGGAGCUGGAUGGCGUGGACAAGGGCGGGCGCUCGGCGCUGCUGCCCCACCUCAAGGGGCUGCGGGCUGGGGACACCGCCACCUCCCGCAUCAAGCAGGUGGCCUCGGGCCGGUUCGGCGUGACCCCGGAGUUCCUGGUCAACGCCGACCAGGGCGGGCAGCUGCCCGGCAAGAAGGUGUCGCCCUACAUCGCGGACCUGCGGCGUAGCAAGCCGGGCGUGCCCCUCAUCUCCCCGCCCCCCCACCAUGACAUCUACUCCAUCGAGGACCUGGCCCAGCUCAUCUACGACCUGCACCAGGUGAACCCGGCGGCGCGCGUGUCGGUCAAGCUGGUGGCCCAGGCGGGGAUCGGCACCGUGGCCUCGGGCGUGGCCAAGGCCGGGUCGGACGUGAUCCAGGUGUCGGGGCACGACGGAGGGACGGGGGCCUCCCCCAUCUCCUCCAUCAAGCACGCUGGGGGCCCCAUGGAGAUGGGCCUGGCCGAGGUGCACCAGACCCUGACCGCCAACGGCCUGCGCGACCGCGUGGUCCUGCGCGCCGACGGCGGCAUGCGCACCGGGCGCGACGUGCUCGUGGCCGCCGCCCUCGGAGGCGACGAGUUCGGCUUCGGCACCGUGGCCAUGAUCGCCACGGGCUGCAUCAUGGCCCGCGUCUGCCACACCAACAACUGCCCCGUGGGCGUGGCCAGCCAGCGUGAGGAGCUGCGCAAGCGAUUCCCAGGCACACCCGAGGACCUGGUCAACUACUUCAUGUUCGUGGCGGAGGAGGUGCGCGCGGGGCUGGCCUCGCUGGGCCUGCGCUCGCUGGACGAGCUGGUGGGGCGCGGCGACUACCUGCGCCAGCGCACCGACGUCAGCCUGGCCAAGACCUCGGCGCUGGACCUGUCCAUCCUGACCCGCUUCGCCGGCGAGACGGCCACCAGCACGGAGCGGCGCGGCGCGCCGCCGCACGACAACGGCAGCGAGUGGGACGACGUCAUCCUGGCCGACGCCGAGGUCCAGAAGGCCAUCGACGAGGAGGGCACCGUCCGCCGGUCCUACGACAUCGCCAACACCGACCGCUCGGCCCUGGGGCGCCUGGGCGGGGCCAUCGCCAAGCGCUACGGCGACGACCGCUUCCAAGGCCGCAUCGAGCUGGACCUGCGGGGCUCCGCGGGGCAGUCCUUUGCCUGCUUCAUCACCCGCGGCGUGCACGUGACGCUGACGGGCGAGGCCAACGACUACGUGUGCAAGGGCAUGGCCGGGGGCGAGGUGGCCAUCCGGCCGCCCGAGGAGUCGCGCUUCCCCGCGCGGGAGGCGAGCAUCGUGGGGAACACCUGCCUGUACGGCGCCACGGGCGGCGCACUCUUCGUCAACGGCCGCGCGGGCGAGCGCUUCGCGGUGCGCAACUCGCGCGCCGCCGCCGUGGUGGAGGGCGUGGGCGACCAUGCCUGCGAGUACAUGACGGGGGGUGUGGUGGUGGUGCUGGGCAAGUCGGGACGCAACGUCGCGGCGGGCAUGACCGGCGGCCUGGGCUACUUCUACGACCCCCAGGGCACGUUCCCUGACCGCGUGAACGCGGAGAUCGUGACGGUGCAGCGGGUGCUGACGGGGACGGGGGCUGCGCAGCUGAAGGGGCUGCUGGAGCGGCACGUGGAGCUGACCGGGUCGGCCGCCGGGCAGGAGCUGCUGGGCGACUGGGAGGCGGCCCUGCCCCGCUUCUGGCAGCUGCGAUUUCAGCACCUCGAGAUCGGGGCGCACGACACCGACCUGCUCGCGAGUCCUGGCCCUACCGGUCCCGUACAGUACCCACUGCGAGCCCCCUCGUUCCAGCCCCUCCCCGGCCCAUUUCAAGGCACCAGAGUGUGA